Molecule: messenger RNA, 1983 nt
Organism: Tarenaya hassleriana
Lineage: Eukaryota; Viridiplantae; Streptophyta; Magnoliopsida; Brassicales; Cleomaceae
Product: B3 domain-containing protein REM3-like
Exons: 6
Coding region: 192-1715 (507 amino acids)
Molecular function (GO): DNA binding
Source: RefSeq, a predicted model, not a curated record
UAGUUUUGUCCUGUCGCGGUCGUGACGCAUGAAUGUGGUACAGUAAUUAUGGAGCGUUGAACAAGAAAGCUGUGAGAUUGAAACUGGAACAGGGGAAGCUGGUAAAUAAGUACCAGAGCUUGUUCUCUCUAUAAAGACAAGUUCUUUGAAGACCCUUUGAAUUAUUUUAAGAGCUUGUAAAUCGUUCAACAAUGGCGGAUCCAGAUUCCGUCUCUCUCAGCAAGCAUCAUUUCUUCCAACCCCUUCUUCCCGGCUUCCACAACUUCCUCAACAUUCCUGUAAAGUUCUUCCAGAAGCACAUAGAGGGAAGAACCGGGAACAUGACAGCAAAGCUGAGAUCGGACGUGUCUUACAAGACAUGGGAAGUGAAGAUGGACGGCCGGAGAUUCACCGGCGGUUGGAAAGACUUCGCCGUCGACCAUGAUUUCCGGAUCGGCGACUUCAUAGUUUUCAGAUACGAAGGAAACUUGGUGUUUCACGUCACAGGCUUCGGGCCCAGUUGCUGUAACUUACAGUACUCAUCAUCAAGCCACGACAACGAGACCAACAGUCAUGAACACACUGGAAAUGAUUCAAGAAAGGAGAAGAAAGCAAGAAAGAAUCUGAAAACAGGUAGCAAAUACACUUGUCUUGAGGUCACGGCUUCUAACCUGAGGUUAGAUAGACGGUUUGUUCCCAAGGGUUUUGCUAGAUCAAAUGGUCUGGAGAAUAGAUGGUGCGAGAUAGACUUGAUGAAUGAACAUGGAAGCUCAUGGACCUUAUAUUUGAGACGUCGGGCCACGGAUGGCCAAGUUUACAUUGUACGAGGCUGGACCAGUUUCUGUCAGGCAAAUGGAUUCAAAGCCGGUAGUUUCUGCAAGUUCAAAAUGGUCCGGAACGGGACAAGGCCCGUGAUCCAGUUAUGUCCAAAAGAACCUAGCCAUAAUACCGACAACACAGAAGAAGGUUCAGAAGCAAUAGAAAGGAAGAGCUGUUCCAGUAAACCGAAGAGUGCAAGGGGAAGCUCCAAGAGAAAGGAGGGCAGAGCUCCGGCUUCAUCAGGGCAACACCGGUUUUUGAAAUUGAAUCUUACACCAUCCAUUCUUAGGACAGGUCAACUGCGGCUUCCAACGCGUUUCAUGAGUUCGAAUGGCAUCAAGAAGUCUGUUAAUAUAACCCUUAUGGACAAAUACGGAGUAGAGUGGCUGUCUUACCUUCAUCUGGUGAAAGGGCAGCAAUUGUUUUACAUCUCUUGCAGAGAUUUCAUCAAGGCCAAUGGCGUGAAGAAAGGCGAAACGUUCACCUUGGAGUUGAUCUGGGGAGACAAAACUCCGAUAUUUAGGUUCUGCCCUGAGAUACAGCAAGAAGAGAAAGGAACUGAGACAAUGGCAGAUGUAAAUGCUCUAAAGAGGAGAACCCACGAGACAGUUCAGACACGGACAGCUGCAGAGAAGCCUCUAUCAGAAGCAGAGGUUAAGGCACAUAAGAGGGUUCGAGUUCGAGAUCCAGAAGAUAGACCAAAUCAUCAAGAUGAUUGGGAUACAGAUUCCACCACUCGAAUGACCUCAGGAACUGCUUCGGAAUCCUCUCGGAGAACACGAUCUAACCCGAUAACUAAAGCAAAACAGAACAUCACCGACACUCUAACUGCGGUACGACAGUUCCGAGAGGUGCUCGAUACAAAAGAACGGAAUCUGGAUGCCGUGCUGCGAGAACUGGAUGCCUUUGGUAUGUAACGCGUGUGAAAUCUGUCAUGGAUUUUAAUGUUGUCUUCCUUGUCCGAACAGGGGAAUUGGGAAUUAGCUGCAUCACAUCUGAUUCAGGGGAAGUGCUUAACUUAUUAUGUGUGAUACAUUUCGGUAAUUGUUGAGAUGUAGCUAACAAUCAUGCGAGUGUUUUGAAGGAGUCAAAAGCACAGAGAGAAGGCUUGACUAGGAGCCAAGAACAAGUUCUGCUCUUCUUCUCUGUUCAUCGUAUUCAACAAUGGAGGAAAAUCCCGUAAUC